Messenger RNA from Magallana angulata, 1403 nucleotides. RefSeq lists its product as uncharacterized. Lineage: Eukaryota; Metazoa; Mollusca; Bivalvia; Ostreida; Ostreidae. The transcript has 2 exons. The record is from RefSeq and is a predicted model, not a curated record. Bases 53 to 1267 code for a protein of 404 amino acids.
GUCAAAAGGUAACAAGAAUUAGUCCUUCUACAGCAUUGAAUCAGCCACACAAAUGGCAGCGAUGAUGAAUGAAGAAACAAGCGAUAGCUCCGAAAAUGAUGUUAAGUCUGAUGAUGUUUUACCCACACAGUCGCUAUUGGUUGCAGCAGUCACAAAGAGAGUGCUGCAAGUUCUUUCCAAAAAGGACAAAGAAUGCCAUAAGAGGAGGAAAAGACAGCAGAAAAGACAUGGAUCUAAGAGACAGAGAGCACUUAACACACCAGAAGAAAAUGCAACAUGCAGCGUCAACGCAGUAGAACUUUGGAGAUGUCUGCAAAUUGUAAUAUAUACGGAGCAGCAAAUACAAAGUUUAAGAGAAUGUUUACACUUGUAUAUGAAAGUUAUAGGUCCAAAUGACACAUUCCGGGAUUACAUUACUGGUAGUAGAGGUGAGGGGUUUCAUUUUGAUUGGAGCGACAUUGACAUCUUGAGCACCUCGAUUGCAGAAUAUGUAUCCAUGGACAACAGAUUAAUGCAUCCUAGAUGUAAAUACAUAGCAAUAGAUAAAGACUGCCAGCCAGGAUAUUGUAAGCUUUUAUACAGGGCUAGAAGUCAGCAUACCGAUGUUAAAUAUCGGUAUUUAUCUCGGGAUUCUUUUUUAGAUGAAAAGAUUUACUUUUCCAUCAAUUCAAACUCUGAUAUACAUGUUCAUGGGCCUUGUGUAUCAACUGCACAUGGAAAUCAAAAUGGAUUUGAUGACUGCCACGCAAUUCCAAUUCAUACUGAUUUUUCCAAUGCAUUUUUGAAAAACUUUUCUACCAAAUUUUGGAACAAUGUUAAAACAAAGGUGAUCAACGAAAAUGUAACUGUCAUGCUCUGCAUUUCUAAAGGUCCAGAAAAUGGAGACGACGAGGGACAUCAAUGGUUGAUAUCGUUUUGUGUUCUUGAGCAGUACAUUGUUCAUUCAUUUAAUCACGUCCAGUUCUGUUGUUACGGAUUGAUGAAAAUUCUUCUUCAUUCAGAAAUUGACUCUUGUUCCGACACAAAAGACACCCUUUCUUCGUACCAUUUAAAAACCACUCUGUUCCAUGUUCUAGAAGAUGUUCAUUCUGACUUCUGGAUUCCACAGAAUAUAUUCUACUGCAUACGGAUAUGUUUGACACGAUUGUUGUCGUACGUAGUCAAAAGAUUUUGUCCUCAUUAUUAUAUUCUACUGCAUACGGAUAUGUUUGACACGAUUGUUGUCGUACGUAGUCAAAAGAUUUUGUCCUCAUUAUUUCAAACCUGAGUGUAAUAUUCUAUUGAAGAGGAAAAUCUUAGAAAACAGUAAACAAAUUGAGAAAAAGCUUUUUGGUAUAUUAAAAUUUGAUCUUACGGACUUAUAUUUCUCCGCAUUUUCUUGUUCAUAUAUUUCAAAGACGUCA